AUGGUGCUGGUGAUUGCGGGCGGUAUUGCGGCUCGGGGUGUCGUCAUUAUCAAGUCGGCCGUCUGCACUGAGCGGGCACGCAAGGUGACGGAUAUCGUCUUCGACAAGACUGGAACCAUUACCGAGGCAGAGCUGGACGUUUCUUUUGAGCAGUACUUCCGGGUGCCUAAGGAAAAAGCGAUUUCGAUUCCCAAGGAACUCGCGGCGGGUUACAAGCACCCUGUCUCCAUUGCGGAGCUGGUGUGGAAGCAACCCUUGAUGGCGCCGGAGCUCAGUCCACAGGAGAAUUCGAUUCUUGUUAUUAUCGAUAUCUCGUUUUCUGGUUAA
This is a messenger RNA of Microdochium trichocladiopsis, 327 nucleotides long. RefSeq lists its product as uncharacterized. The transcript has 2 exons. Lineage: Eukaryota; Fungi; Ascomycota; Sordariomycetes; Xylariales; Microdochiaceae. The record is from RefSeq and is a predicted model, not a curated record. The coding region runs from base 1 to 327 and encodes 108 amino acids. Gene Ontology annotation, molecular function: nucleotide binding.